ACCAGUAUGUGUGGCUGCUAAUACUUCUUGGGCUCUCUCUCACAUGCCGUACAAUAAAAAGCAAAGGCUCUCAAAAUUACACCGUAAUAACAUCCCCUCCACAAGCAAAUAAAAACCCAUCUAAAACAUCUAUCACAAGUUAUUAGUUCUAACCAGCAAGGGUAAAAGAGCCUGCCUCCAAUUCUCUUGGAGAUAACCUUUGGGAAUCUGCUGCUGGUGUUUGUGUUUUCCGAUGGCUACUUCGAUAUCUGCAACUGGGUUGAAGGGAAGUUUGUGUUCCUCCUUCCAUGGAGAAGAUUAUGCCAUGCUAACCAAGUCAGUGCCAAACCAUGUUCGAGUUGGGAAACCUGUGAGAGCGCUGCCCAUGAUGAAAAACGUCAAUGAAGGAAAGGGUCUCUUUGCGCCGAUUGUUGUUGUGACUCGUAACAUCAUCGGCAAGAAGCGAUUCAAUCAGUUUAGAGGAAAGGCAAUUGCUUUGCACUCGCAGGUUAUUACUGAAUUCUGCAAGUCAAUUGGAGCAGAUGCAAAGCAAAGACAAGGCCUCAUCCGACUGGCCAAGAAGAAUGGAGAACGACUAGGAUUCCUUGCAUGAGAUGGAUUUUGUUCAGUCCAAAAGAAUGGUUUAAGAUCAUAGUUCCUUAGAUUUGGCACGUAUUACUAUUACCACCUCAAGUAUUCCACUUUGCAGUUAGCAGUACUAUUAUUUCUUUGAUAGUCGGAAUAAAAAUAUCCCAUAGAGGCAGCAAUGUGGGAGGGUUAACCCCCCAGAGCAGACUGACCAUCUAUUGGAUCAGACCUGAUAUAAUCACAUUUUUAGGGCUUAGGUCUAUAGUAAAUGUAACAAGUGAAAUUGAUACCCUAUAUAUUCAGCAUACAUUUCUGGCC
Carya illinoinensis is the source of this 885-nucleotide messenger RNA. Its product is annotated as protein PROTON GRADIENT REGULATION 5, chloroplastic-like. The transcript has 2 exons. Gene Ontology annotation, biological process: photosynthetic electron transport in photosystem I; response to high light intensity. Gene Ontology annotation, molecular function: electron transfer activity. The record is from RefSeq and is a predicted model, not a curated record. The coding region runs from base 233 to 592 and encodes 119 amino acids. NCBI's taxonomy places the organism in Eukaryota, Viridiplantae, Streptophyta, Magnoliopsida, Fagales, Juglandaceae. Gene Ontology annotation, cellular component: chloroplast.